CUGACGGGGAUGUCUCCCAGUGUCGCCCGUGGAGGAAGGUCGGAGAACAUGUGGGAAAUGAGGUCAUUGCAGUAGACUGGAAAGGACUGAAAGAUGUGGACCAAAUCAAUAUGGACAGCACCAGUUCACUUCAUGGCAGCAGCUUCCAUCGACCAUCCACUGAGCAAACACGAACAGAUUUUUCCUGGGAUGGUAUUAAUCUCUCCAUGGAAGAUACGACCUCCAUCCUCCCCAAGCUGAAACGCAACUCCAAUGCUUAUGGGAUUGGGGCUUUGGCUAAAUCAUCUUUCUCUGGGAUAUCCCGCAGCAUGAAGGACCAUGUCACAAAGCCAACGGCUAUGGGCCAAGGCCGCGUGGCUCACAUGAUUGAAUGGCAAGGCUGGGGUAAAGCUAACAGCCAGCAGCAGCAGCACACGCAUGAGACGGCACGCAAAGAUGCUGAUGCCUACUCAGACCUGAGUGACGGUGAAAAGGAGGCUCGGUUCCUUGCAGGAGUGAUGGAGCAAUUCGCUAUUUCUGAGGCAACUCUCAUGGCCUGGUCCUCAAUGGAUGGUGAGGAUGUGAGUGUAAACUCAAAUCAGGAUAAUCCAGCAGGCAACUACUCUGAAAAUUAUCAGGAGCUAAUGGAGAGCCAAGAGCACAUGGCCCAGACGCAGUAUGAUAGCUGGCCUCAUUCCUAUGUCUCACAGGGCAUGUAUUGCUUAGGUUCAUCUGAUGCCUGGGAGACCAGUGACCAGUCCCUCAUUGCUUCCCCAGCAACUGGCUCCUACUUAGGCCAGAAUUUUGAUGACUCCCAGACAAACCUUCAGGAAAGCAUUUUGAUUCAGAGCAGCCUCAUUCAGCAGCAACAGCUGCAGCAACAGCAGCAGAACUUCAUCCAGAGCACAGGGCUGGUCCACAUGUGGCCCUUGCAGACUGCUCAGGGUGGGGGUGGGGCUGAGUCCAGCACCUAUAUGGAGGACCAUGUUGAGGAUGAAGGGAACCCGCGGCUGGAGAAGGCUCCUCUCCUAAACAAGAAGCCCUCUCCAGAGGAGGAUGAUGCAGUGUGCCGGGACCUAGAAUCACUGUCUCCUAGGGAGGAGCUGGAGCAUGCUGCACUGAGCCGCAAAGUCUCAGAUGUCACCUCUUCUGGCGUGCAAUCCUUUGAUGAGGAAGAGGGAGAAACAAACAACUGAUGCUUUCUGUGAAGUUCUCAUCACUGCUAAACAAAGAAAGGAAUGGCGAGGAAUGAAAUGACAGGAAUUCUUUCUGGCUUCCUGGACUUCCAAGCAGACACACCUUCCAUUCCUGACAUUUAAUUAUUUUUUAAAUAAGAAGAAAAUCUGAAAGUGAUUGACAAAUGAAGAUCUCUUCUUCCCCUUCACCAUGGACAUUUAUUUCCAAGUUUCAUUGCUCUGGGCCACACACAUGAGGUGCUUGGAGAAAUCUGGAUUGGUAAAUCAUUUCUAAAUCUUUUUAAUACAAAGCUUUGACUCUGGAUACAAACUCUUCUGGUACUGGGGAUGUGGCUGAUGAGACAGGCUUGAUAUGGGGAGUGGCUAUGUGGCUAGGAUCCAUCUUGGCUGAAUAAAUGUUGCUUCGUGGAUACAGUCCCCUUUGGUAGAAUAUGUGAAUAUAGACUGUUUAAACUGAAGAUAUGGCUUUACAAAUAUAGAUUGCACUAGUAUAGUGAU
Messenger RNA from Rhea pennata, 1673 nucleotides. RefSeq names its product family with sequence similarity 131 member B (gene FAM131B). The record is from RefSeq and is a predicted model, not a curated record. NCBI's taxonomy places the organism in Eukaryota, Metazoa, Chordata, Aves, Rheiformes, Rheidae. Bases 111 to 1175 code for a protein of 354 amino acids. The transcript has 7 exons.